This is a messenger RNA of Lutzomyia longipalpis, 3207 nucleotides long. It is a transcript of the gene Lrpprc2, whose product is annotated as leucine-rich PPR motif-containing protein, mitochondrial. Lineage: Eukaryota; Metazoa; Arthropoda; Insecta; Diptera; Psychodidae. The transcript is spliced from 2 exons. Bases 75 to 3143 code for a protein of 1022 amino acids. The record is from RefSeq and is a predicted model, not a curated record. Gene Ontology annotation, molecular function: protein binding.
CGUUGUGCUCUUUAAAUCUCCUCUGUUUAUGUUUUGCAAAAGUGCUCAAAUCUCUGACAAAUUCUCCACAUCAAAUGGCAUUUAGGGUGCUCCAGAGGCACAUCCGUAUUGGGGCGAGCUUCAACACACUCCUGAAGACCCCAAGAGUCCCCAGCUGCCCAGGGAGUUGCCGAAUUUCGGGUGUCACGUGGAAUUUCAGCCGGUGCCUCAGCAGUGAUACUCAUCAGGUUAAGUUGGAUAACUUCUAUGAGAAUCUGGACAAGAUACGUGAGGAUGCAGCUACAAAUCAUCGUAUUGCCAGUGUACUGUUUGAGGAGACUGUGGCCAGAUUGGGGGAGCAUCAGACAAGUCAGGAGAAUGUGAUGUUCCUACUAAAGAGCUGUGGGACAUUCUUUCCGGAUUUGAGUCAUCAGGAGCGUGGGGAGUUUAUCCGGAAGAUUUGGGAAUUUAUCGAUCAAUCACGAAUACCAUCAGCUGAGGACUACAUCGCCCUCCUGCAGGCACGACGGAAGAGCAGGCAGUGCAUCAUGAACUACAAGAGCUUCCUGGACGAUGUUAAGGUGCCCGUGACGGCGGGAAUUUAUGAGGAACUCCUGUAUUUGGCAGCUGAAUGCAAUCUAAUCGAGGAGGUUUACAAGAUUUUAGCUGAGAUGAAGGAGAAGAAUUUCCCCGCCACGGAGACAGUCUUCAAUGCCCUGAUUCUGGCACAUUCACGCAAUAGGGAUUUGAAGAAUGUGGAGUUGGUGCUGGAAACCAUGGCUGCUGCCAAUGUGGAACCAAGUUCCGCCACAGUGAUGGAACUCAUUAAGGCCUACGUGGAGAAUGGGACACUGGACAGAGCUUUGGGUAUUUUACGACGGGAUGGCUUCCUUCUGGCCCCGGAGCAAUUGAUGAUGAUUGUGAAGACAUCCCUGAAUAGCAAUGUGGAGCAAUCAUUCGUGGCGGGAGUUGUAAAGUACCUCCCUGAGGAUAUUCUGCUAAAAAGGGGCAUCCAUUCGAUUGUGAGGAAUUUACUGACGGAGCUCGUGUACGAGGGAAAGUGGAAUAAAGCCUUGGAAGUUCUGCACAGUUUACCAAAGCCAGUCUUCCAUGCUCAUGAAGAUGUCGAUUGGUAUGGAACAUUCCUCAUAAAUGAUAUGAUCAAAAAGGGCUCCUCAGCUGAAGAUAUUGUGGCAUUUUGUGGGAAUUUAAUCACAUCAGAGAGGAACAAGAGAGCCCUCCAUGUGGCCAUUGAGAUUGCCCUUAGACGUUCAUCACCAGUAGCUGUGGAUUUGCUGCAGGAAUUAUCCCUGAAAGAGGAGCUUAAACCCCACUACUUCUGGCCACUUAUUAUCCGAGCCCAUGAGGCAGGAGGAGAACAGGCAAUCCUCAAUGUUGCCCAUCAAAUGUCCAAACUGGGAGCACCUCCGGAUUCCGAGACAAUUAACCUGUACAUCCUCCCACGACUCAUGAUAACGCUGAAAAAUGUCACGAAUGCCAUUAAAAUUCUCGAAGAUUGCGGAAUAAAGAUGUCCCAGCUGCUCACCCCACUCGCCUCGCAUUUACUCAUCCAGAGAAGAUUCCAGGAAACCUUCGAAAUUGUCAAGAUGUACCAAACAAAGGUGAAUUGUGAUGCCCUCCUAUCGCCACUUGUUCAGACCCACUUCUUCUGCACACAGUCGAGUCUCCUGGGGAAGAUUGUGGCUCUCUUUGGUAGCCGAAGUGAGAGCCCAUUUGAUUUUGGCGGGAGAUUCCUCAUGGAAUUGGUGACAAGUCGCACAUCUAAUGUACCACACGAGUACCUUGGGAAGAUUAUCAAGGAAUUCUUCCUGUGUGGCGUGAAGAUCUCCCAAAUGGCCGGGGAUGUGGUUGAGCAGUACCUGGAAAAGGCAUCCGAUCGACAACUUCUUGCCACCACGAAGCAGGAUUUGCGGAGAAUCGUUGACAAGAAGAUGAAUAAUGUAUCCCGGGAUGUUGGGCAGCAUAUCACCCAUCCGCGGGAUAUGACACUGGAGGAGCUUGAGUGUCAUCUCGUUGAGCUGGAAGCGAAGAAACUCAACACCCGUGGAGUCCUGAGGCGCCUCCUGCAGCUGAAUGUGCAAAAGAAUAAACUCGAACGUGCCAUUGAGGUGAAGAAGCUCUGUGAUGAGCGAAAGGUGGAUCUCAGUCCGGGAAUGUUGGCCAGUAUAUUUGAUUUGAAUGUCAAGACGAAGAAUAUCAAGGAGGCCGAAUGGACGUGGUUGGAGUUGAAGAGAAAAUACCCAGGAUUUGCCGUUGAUGAGCACAAAGUCAUUGAUUUUGCGAGUUUACUGGUGGAAAUGGGCUUCCUUCCGGAGGCAAAGAAAGUCCUAACAAUGCGGGCAGCAACAAAGAUUCGCGGUGGUACCAAUACGCUGAAGAAUGUGUGGAAUUUGCUGACAAAUGUUGCGCAACAUGCUGCCAAAUCGGGUGCUGUGAAUGGGGAAACGAGAGCUUUCUUGCGCUUCUUGGUUGAUCUGAAGUACUGCGAUUACCACAAUACACUCCUGGGGCCCGUUGUGAGGGAAUUCCUCUUCCGGCGGGAUCUCCCGAAGGCAUUGGAGGAGUUUAGGGCAAUUGCUGAGAGAUUCAAGAAGACCCCACUCAAGCUAGAAUUGAUGACACUCAUUCUGGAGAUUAGCAAUGGGAAGCACAAAGCUGAGGACUUUGGCACAACACAGGAUGCCCUUCCGGCAAUGAUGGAGGAAGUCAUGGCAGCCGUAUCGACUGUCCAUGGUGCUCCAAAUGCACAGAUGACGCUGAUUUUCGCCCUCGCCGAAGGGGGAACAGACACUCAACUCCGGAAGCUCCUCAUUGAUCCCCAAAUCAGGAUAAAUCAGGAAUUGUUUCAGAAGCAAUGCGACUACCUCAGCAAUGCCCACAAAGUUGAACCACUCAUUCGUCUGGCCAGGUGUACACGUGGUUUGGGGUACCUCAUUCAGGAGCAGGACAUGUACACAAUGCUCCUGAAUUCCUUCGUGCGCGACAACAAUCACGAAGAAGCCCUCAUGCUCUUUGACAAAAUCACCGAAGAGGAUGAAUUGAAGCUCAGUCGGAGCUUCGUUGAAUCCCUCACGGACUUGCUGAACAAGAACAACAUUGAGAUUCCCACACGUCUGGCAAUUCACACUAAAGUACGAAAUUGAACCAACAGAACAUCAUAAUUAAUAAUUAAUAAUUAAAGUUGAAAUAAAAGACUUUCUUUAAAAA